Miscanthus lutarioriparius is the source of this 270-nucleotide messenger RNA. NCBI's taxonomy places the organism in Eukaryota, Viridiplantae, Streptophyta, Magnoliopsida, Poales, Poaceae. The record is from the annotation of a GenBank genome assembly.
AUGGCUACUAUUAAUUGCAAUAUAGGAGAGGGCGCCAGCGCCGACGCCGUGGCGAGGGCCGUGUUCGCGGACGGGUCCCUGUUCAGCCCGUUCCUGUUCGGCAAGUUCUUUGACCCAGCCGACCCGUUCCCGCUGUGGGAGUUCGAGUCCGACGUGCUGCUCGCCGCGCUCCGCCACGGGAACGCUAGGACCACCGUCGACUGGGCCGAGACCGACUCCGAGUACUACCUCAGAGCCGACAUACCAGCUGCCAAUAUGGUGGCUGCUUGA